Schizosaccharomyces octosporus yFS286 is the source of this 1335-nucleotide messenger RNA. Its product is annotated as AP-2 adaptor complex subunit Aps2. Gene Ontology annotation, molecular function: clathrin-cargo adaptor activity. Gene Ontology annotation, biological process: intracellular protein transport; clathrin-dependent endocytosis. Gene Ontology annotation, cellular component: intracellular membrane-bounded organelle; membrane coat; AP-2 adaptor complex. The record is from RefSeq and is a predicted model, not a curated record. NCBI's taxonomy places the organism in Eukaryota, Fungi, Ascomycota, Schizosaccharomycetes, Schizosaccharomycetales, Schizosaccharomycetaceae. The transcript has 2 exons. Bases 672 to 1103 code for a protein of 143 amino acids.
GGUCAAGGCGCCUGACUACGGAUCAGGAGAUUCCAGGUUCGACUCCUGGCGGGAUCAUUUUUCUACCCAUGGCUAAUUUUGAACGAUUUGUCUCAGUAACAGAAAAAAGUACGCAAAGGUAUAAAAUUUAGAGUCUAUUCGUUUCUUUUAAUUUUUAAUUUUUUUUCUUUAUUGCUUUCAUCUUUUCCAGUGAUUCGGAAAAGGUGUUCUUUUUCGUAUUCAACAUCCCAUCUCCCAAAGCCUGGUCUGUAUCGUAAACUCUUCUACGGUAGCAAGGUUGGGUUUUUAACAAUCUCCCAGAUCAUAAAGCGGGAUUUCUUUUUUCUCCUCUUUGAGGAAACGAACUCACUUUUAGAGAACAGGAUUUCGUAUUUCAGCUUGGCGGUUUUUAGGAUUCUCACUGUUAUUUGACAACUUGCAAGUUGCAACUUUUAUUCUUUUUCAAGGACCAUUUAUUUAAGAGGGUCUAUAUUUUACUACAUAUUUUUGUAACACAUUGAACGCGCUGAGAUCCUGGUUUGCUCAUAUCUUUGCAUCGCACGUUCCUCUUCAUCAAUUCGACUAUUUGACUAUUUCAGCAUCCUGUUGGCGCGUUUAUUUGUUCUAUUUUAUUUUGUAUUUAUUACUAGGAUUCUUUACAAUAAAAAGGGUGUUCUUACGAGAUAUCUACUAUGAUUCAAUUUGUUCUUGUUCAAAAUCGCCAUGGAAAGAACCGUCUCUCCAAGUACUACGUCCCUUUUGAUGACGUUGAGAAAACACAAGUAAAAAGUCAGAUCCAUCGACUUAUUUCCCAGAGGACGCAAAAAUACCAAGCCAACUUUCUGGAAUGGAGAAAUAGUAAGUUGGUCUACCGUCGCUAUGCAGGUCUCUAUUUUUGCUUUUGCGUCGACACAUCGGACAACGACUUGGCUGUCUUAGAAAUGAUCCACUUCUUUGUUGAGAUUUUAGAUUCUUUCUUUGGAAACGUUUGCGAGCUUGAUCUUAUUUUUAAUUUUUAUAAAGUUAGCGCUAUAUUGGAUGAAAUUAUACUGGGAGGUGAAAUUGGCGAGUCCAACAAAACUGCUUUACUUGAACGAAUUGAAGCCCUUGACAAGCUUGACUAAUCUUUUUGUGAAAUGAUUGUUUGUUUCGCUGUAAAAAGAACUUUUUUUAUAAAUUUUUUGUUUUUUUUUUGCAAAAAUUUAGUCCCUUUCCCUUCUGUUCUCUCAUUUGUAUAAUACGAUGAAUCUCAAUUUCUUUUCUGGUUGUUCUCUUAAUGCCUUUAAUUUAACUUCUAUUUCUAAUACCCUAAAUGUUUUUGUAUAAUUAAUAUAUACUUUUAUUCAAUGAUUUAUA